GAAGAAACUACAUUUCCCAGCAGGCACCGCCAUGUGUUUACGUUAAAUCGUCAGCUCCAGGGACAGAAGGCCGUGAGUGGAGCUUGCCUUUGACGUAUCUUUACUGUUCUGAUGCUCCCGGUGCGCUUGCUUCAGACUCGCAUAAAGACCCCUUGGACGUUGGUCGCUGGGCGUUGUUUUACAGCCCAACCCAACAUGGAAAAGCCAGUGGAGAAGUCUAUCAGAUCCAAGCUGAGUGAAAGUCUUCAACCCUGCUACCUAGAGGUCAAUAAUGAGAGCUACAUGCACGCGGUACCCAAGGGAUCUGAGACCCACUUCAAAGUGGUGGUGGUCUCCGAGAUGUUUAAUGGAAAAACUCUGAUCCAGAGGCACAGACUGGUGAAUGAACUUUUGAAGGAAGAGCUGGCUGGGUCUGUCCAUGCGUUGUCCAUCCAAGCCAAGACUCCUCAACAGUGGGAAGAGAACCCCACUGUUAGCAAGAGUCCGGCUUGCAUGGGUGGUUCCAAGCAUGACCCCGAAAUGAGCAAGAAGAUAAGCACUUCCGCGUAGACUCAUACCAUUGAACUGAGCAUCUACUUACCUAUAUGUUCAUGGAUUGUAUGUACGGUAAUCUAAUGUGACUGCAUGUUCUCAAAUACAUAUUAAUGUCCUUUCUGACUCGCAAA
Messenger RNA from Spea bombifrons (plains spadefoot toad), 665 nucleotides. It is a transcript of the gene BOLA1, whose product is annotated as bolA family member 1. The coding region runs from base 112 to 549 and encodes 145 amino acids. The record is from RefSeq and is a predicted model, not a curated record. NCBI's taxonomy places the organism in Eukaryota, Metazoa, Chordata, Amphibia, Anura, Pelobatidae. The transcript is spliced from 2 exons. Gene Ontology annotation, cellular component: mitochondrion.